This is a messenger RNA of Macadamia integrifolia, 1743 nucleotides long. RefSeq names its product 5' exonuclease Apollo. Gene Ontology annotation, molecular function: 5'-3' DNA exonuclease activity; damaged DNA binding. The transcript has 5 exons. The record is from RefSeq and is a predicted model, not a curated record. Bases 206 to 1624 code for a protein of 472 amino acids. Gene Ontology annotation, biological process: interstrand cross-link repair; double-strand break repair via nonhomologous end joining; protection from non-homologous end joining at telomere. NCBI's taxonomy places the organism in Eukaryota, Viridiplantae, Streptophyta, Magnoliopsida, Proteales, Proteaceae.
AACGAGGCAGUAAAACCAUACAUUCCUUCCCACUUCCUACUUUUCUCAAAAUUUUCAAAACGAAGAAAUCCCCCGCCAAAAGGGAAAGCUUAAUUCAAACUGAAGAUUGAAAAAACUGAAAACCCCAUUAGACGAAGAACCUGAAAUGAAAAGCUACUCCGUAGUCCGUGGUAAUUUAGUGCAAAACAUGUGGAUUCUCUGAACAAUGGAGAAGGGGUUGAUUAGUGUUGAUCGAUGGAGCAAGCAUAGCCAGGCUUACUUCCUCACUCAUCUCCAUUCCGAUCACACCAAGGGCUUGUCUUCCAAGUGGAGCAAGGGCCCAAUCUUCUGCUCCCCCGUUACGGCGAAGCUCUUCCCGUUUAAAUUCCCUGGUUUCCGCCUUUCUCUUCUUACGGUUAUGGAGAUCGGAAUUCCAUAUUCAAUUUCUUUAGUUUCUCCCUCCACCGGAUUGGAGACUUCGGUUCGUGUUACCGCCAUUGAUGCUCACCAUUGCCCUGGUGCUGUCAUGUUCUUGUUUUGUGGUGACUUUGGCUGCACCCUCUACACUGGUGAUUUUCGUUGGGAAGCAAACAGUGAGAGGGCACUUUUAGGGAAGAACACGCUCCUCAAUGCACUUAAGGGUGAUAAAUUGGAUUUCCUUUAUUUAGAUAAUACUUACUGUCAUCCAUUGUAUUCCUUCCCUCCUCGAGAAGCUGUUGCUCAGCAGGUUAUUGAUGUUAUUGCUUCCCAUCCUGAACAUGAUAUCAUCAUUGGCAUUAACACGUUGGGGAAAGAAGAACUUCUUGUUAACAUUUCGAGAGCACUAAAAAUAAAGAUUUGGGUGUGGCCAGAACGCUUGCAAACAAUGCAUCUUCUUGGAUUCCAUGAUAUCUUCACGACCAAUACUUCUCUUACUAGAGUAAGAGCUGUUCCCUGUUACAGUUUUAGCAAUGACACCCUUGAGGGAUUAAAUACAAUUCGCCCAACAAUUGGAAUCAUGCCUUCUGGUCUUCCAUGGGUGAGACCCAUUAAAGAGAAUGAAGAUAAUCUUGCUUCUCUUCCAUUUUGCUACGAUACUGGAGAAAAAGUGACUGCAGAUGUUGGAGCUCAUGCAAAUGGAAGUCAGCUGAAUGAAAAGCCAUGCAAUCUCCGAACGGUUCAUCAUUAUAUCUACUCACUACCAUACUCUGAUCACUCAUGCUACUGUGAAAUACAGGACUUUAUUCAACUUGUUCAGCCUACCAACAUGAAGGGCAUAGUUUCUUCCUUGUUUUGCCAGACUGACCCUAUGUACCAUUUUGGCCACCUUUGUGUUACAAGUCAACUACAUGAGCGGCCAUUCAAGAAAUUCAAAAGAGGGGAGGUAGACGGCAGUGACAAAGCUACCCAGAAUAAGCCUAAACUUGGAUUGGAGAAGCACAGUGAAGCAAAAGCUAUGAGAAAAAGGACAGUUAAAGUUGGUUUCAUACACUUAAAUCUUCGCAGGGUAAGUCUUCUCAGACGAGCAAGACGUGGUGCAAAGGUUGCAGACAAUGACAUAUCUACUGAUUCAUCAGGUUGUAUGCUAAAACCAUGUAAAUUGGUUGAAGAAAGUGUAAUGAGGUAUGCAAAUACAGUGCAUGCCAGCUGGAUUGUAAAUGAUUGAGUUUCAUCUGAAAGUAAAGCUGUGUUGAUUUAAUUUUUACAGAGUACAGAGUAGCUUGCCUGUAAUAAUUACAAUUUUGCCCAAGUUCUCAUCCCUGGCAACUUGAAUGUUUUCCAGUG